This is a messenger RNA of Dendrobium catenatum, 2359 nucleotides long. Its product is annotated as external alternative NAD(P)H-ubiquinone oxidoreductase B3, mitochondrial. The coding region runs from base 351 to 2084 and encodes 577 amino acids. The transcript has 10 exons. The record is from RefSeq and is a predicted model, not a curated record. NCBI's taxonomy places the organism in Eukaryota, Viridiplantae, Streptophyta, Magnoliopsida, Asparagales, Orchidaceae. Gene Ontology annotation, molecular function: calcium ion binding; NADH dehydrogenase activity.
AAAUCACCUGUUCGUCACCCAUUGUUGCACCCACUUUAAUCGAAAAGAAAAUGGCCCCCUAAGAUGCUCGGUAGGUUUCGGGGUGCGCAACGCGAGCUGUAGAUGGGCUCUUUUCUUGUUCUACAAGUCAAAGAAAUGGAAUUCUGAGAGAAAAUAAUUUUUAUGAAUUAUGACUUUAUGCCCUUCCGAAUGGGGUCGGAGGCAUGUUUAAGAACGCGUGUCCCAAUUCAAAUUAAAAGUUUCUUUCUAGAGCAGCUGCAAUUGAGCGAGCGUUUCCUCUAAUAGCUCCUCCUCCUUCUCCUCCUCCUUCUCCUCAACUUGAAUUUGUUUGUUGACCCUGAAAGCGUUCGAUGAGGUUCACGGCAUUCUCCGACCGGGCGGCGAGAAUGGUUCGCCACCCUGGUUUCUACAAGUUCGCCGUUCUUGUCGCCGUCAGUGGAGGAGGUGCUGUUGCAUAUGCUGAUGCAAGAUCCGACCCAAGUUCUGAAUAUGCUCAAGCAGGUCCCAAGAAGAAAUUGGUUGUUCUUGGAACUGGCUGGGCUGGCACAAGCUUCCUGAAAAAUUUGGACACUUCCUUGUAUGAUGUUAGGGUUGUUUCACCUCGUAACUACUUUGCAUUCACUCCCUUGCUACCAAGCGUUACAUGUGGAACGGUUGAGCCUCGUAGCAUCGUCGAGCCAAUUCGCAAUAUCAUGAGAAAGAAAACUGGGCCAAUCCGAUUUUCUGAGGCUGAAUGCUAUAAUAUUGAUCCAACAAACAAAAAAGUACUCUGUAGAUCUACCAUUGGAACAAACUUGGAUGGCAACGGUGAAUUUGAACUAGAUUAUGACUAUUUGGUGGUUGCUCUUGGAGCUAGGCCAAAUACAUUCAACACUCCUGGUGUCUCUGAGCACUGUCAUUUUCUGAAGGAAGUUGAAGAUGCUCAGAGAAUCCGUAGAAGUGUGAUGAAUUGCUUUGAGAAAGCAAGCCUGCCAAACCUUAGUGAAGAAGAGAGGAAGAAGAAUCUUCAUUUUGUGGUAAUUGGUGGUGGUCCAACUGGUGUUGAAUUUGCUGCAGAGCUUCAUGACUUUGUACAAGAAGAUUUGUCUAAGUUGUACCCUAAUGCUCUAGAAUUGGUAAAGAUAUCAUUGAUUGAAGCAGGAGAACAUAUCUUGACUAUGUUUGACAAGAGGAUCACUCAAUUUGCUGAAGAAAAGUUCCAGAGGGAUGGUAUUGAUGUAAAAACAAACUUCAAAGUUGUAAAAGUGUCUGGUGAUGCCAUUACAAUGACAAACUCAUCUACGGGAGAGGUUAAUGUACCAUAUGGAAUGGCUGUUUGGUCUACUGGCAUUGGUACACGUCCCAUAAUUUUGGACUUUAUGAAGCAAAUAGAUCAGGGUAACAGGCGUGUCUUGGCAACUGACGAAUGGCUUAGAGUCCUUGGGUGUGAGAAUAUAUACGCUCUUGGUGAUUGUGCCACAAUAGCUCAACGGAAAGUUAUGGAUGACAUUUCAUCAAUUUUUAAGGUUGCGGACAAAGAUAAUUCUGGUACUUUAACCGUGAAAGAAAUCAAAGAUGUCUUAGAAGACAUCAUUGAAAGGUAUCCUCAGGUAGCACUCUAUCUGAAGACCAAGCAAAUGAAGGAUUUUUUAGAUUUGCUGAAAGAAUCUGAAAGUGAUGUUGUGAAAGAAUCUGUAGAACUUGACAUUGAAAGAUUUAAGAAGGCUCUUUCCCAGGUGGACUCACAAGUCAAAAUGCUCCCUGCGACAGCACAGGUUGCAGCACAGGAAGGAGAGUAUCUUGCUAAGUGCUUCAACAGAAUGAAGUUUUGUGAAGAAAACCCUGAAGGGCCCCUUCGUAUUAGAGGAGAAGGUCGCCAUCGUUUUAAACCCUUCAGGUACAGGCAUCUGGGACAAUUUGCUCCGUUAGGUGGAGAGCAAACAGCUGCACAGCUUCCUGGCGAUUGGAUAUCCAUAGGGCACAGCAGCCAAUGGCUUUGGUACUCUGUGUAUGCAAGUAAACAAGUAAGUUGGCGAACAAGGAUCCUGGUGGUGUCUGACUGGAUGAGAAGAUUCAUUUUUGGGAGGGACUCCAGUUGCAUCUAAAGCUGGAGUAACAGAAGUUCGGCAUUCUCUUACAAACUCUUUUUGAACACAUUCAUGAGCUCCUUAGUUCUAUUGAAUUCACCAUUUUUGUUACAGCAAAAUUUCUCUUUAAAAUUCUAAUUCAUUUCUUUGCAGCAAGAUAUGAAAUUGUUGCCAAUUAGAGUAUUUAAUUGCUAUUUACCCAAUUGGUUGUAAUAAAAAGGUGCUACUGAAACACCGUACCUGUUGAAACAAUUAAAAAAUAUUUUUAUGAAUGUUUUUCUAGUUAUUUUGAA